GGAAUCAAACCAAAGCAGUUUUCUAGUUCUUUGAAAACUAAAAAGAGUACUUCAAUGGCUACUAAUUCAAGGGUUUUAUACGUGCUUCUUCUUCUUUCAUGCAUUGUUUUUGCAUUGCUUGGGGGGAGUUGUGGAGAUAAUGUGGAGAAUAACAAUGACGAUGAUGAUUGUUCUUCCCGGAGUUGGCGUGGUUGUGGUAGUUUCUACGGAAAAGGUGCUAAAAGAUAUGGCGGUGGAGGUGGAGGAGGAGGUGGCGGUGGAGGAGGUGGUGGUGAAGGAGGUGAUGGGUAUGGUCAUGGAGAAGGAUAUGGUGCUGGAGCUGGUAUGAGUGGCUAUGGUGGUGUUGGAGGAGGUGGAGGAGGAGGCGGAGGAGAAGGUGGUGGCAGUGGUGCAAAUGGGGGUUCUGGUCAUGGAAGUGGAUCCGGUGCUGGUGCUGGUGUUGGUGGAGCACCUGGUGGAGUAGGAGGAGGUGGAGGAGGUGGUGGCGGAGAAGGAGGUGGUUCAAGUGGAGGAUCAGGUCAUGGGAGUGGUUCUGGAGCUGGUGCUGGUGUCGGUGGAGCAUCUGGUGGAGUAGGAGGAGGUGGGGGAGGUGGUGGCGGAGAAGGGGGUGGUGCCAAUGGAGGAUCCGGUCAUGGAAGUGGUUCUGGAGCUGGUGCUGGAGUUGGUGGAUCAUCUGGGGGAGCUGGAGGAGGUGGAGGAGGCGGUGGCGGAGAAGGCGGUGGUGCCAAUGGAGGAUCCGGUCAUGGAAGUGGUUCUGGAGCUGGUGCUGGAGUUGGUGGAUCAUCUGGGGGAGCUGGAGGAGGUGGAGGAGGCGGUGGCGGAGAAGGCGGUGGUGCCAAUGGAGGUUCAGGUCAUGGAAGUGGGGCUGGUGCUGGUGCUGGAGUUGGAGGAGCAGCUGGUGGAGUAGGAGGAGGGGGAGGAGGUGGUGGUGGAGAAGGGGGUGGUUCCAAUGGAGGAUCAGGUCAUGGAAGCGGAUCCGGUGCUGGUGGUGGAGUUACAGGAGCAGCAGGUGGAGGAGGAGGAGGAGGUGGUGGUGGUGGAGGUGGUAGCGGUGAUAGUAAAUCUGGUGGUGGAUAUGGUCAUGGUAGUGGUUUCGGUGUUGGAAUUGGCUUUGGAAAUAGUGGAGGAGGUGGUGGCAGCGGUGAAGGAGGUGGAGGUGGAGGAGGUGGUGGAAAUGGAUCAGGUUACGGAAGUGGUAGUGGUUAUGGUUCUGGUACGGGCAAAGGUAGUGGUAGUGGAGGCGGUGGUGGUGGAGGAGGUGGAGGUGGUGGUGGAGGUAGUGGCGGAGGCAGCGGAAGUGGAAGUGGAAGAGGAGAAGGAUAUGGAAUGGGAGGAGGAGCCGGAACUGGCAAUGGAGGAGGAGGAGGAGUGGGUUUUGGAAUGGGCAUUGGCUUUGGUAUAGGCAUUGGAGGAGGAAGUGGUGGUGGUACCACUUACCAAACCAAUCUCACCGGUGAUAAAAAUUCUCCCUAAACAAGAUCAGCGGUCUCACUCCCUAAAUUACCGAAGUUUAAUGUCUCGAUUCCGCAAAUACCGAUCAAGAACCGGAAUUUCAGAGUCGAAGAACCGAGUUUUCGGUUGGAUGGUUUUGCUGAAGAUUUUGAUCUUUCGCUGUUAGAGAGACAAAGGCAGAAGAAGAGAGGGUGCGAUGAUCAGGUUUUGCAAAGGUCGCGGCUCAUGGCGGUUCUUGAAGAAGUUAUAGAUAGAGUAGAGAUGCACAAGAACAUUGGAGAGCAACGCAAUAACUGGAACUCUCUCUUGCUCAAUUCCGUCAACAUGAUUACUCUCAGUGCCGCUUUGAUGGCCGGAAUAGCUUCUAUGAACGCCAGUGGAUUAGAUUCCGUUUCCGCGUCACAGCUUGUGGAGGAGCAGAGGAACGCGACGAGGUUGUUCAAGCAGCUUAGAAACAGAAUCGAGAUGGUUCUGUGGGAGAAAAUCGAAGAUGGAUUCAGUGAAGCAGACGUGAAAGAAGCUAUAAAGAGAGUGCUCUGUUUAGACAAAGCUUACCCACUUCCUCUAGUCGGCACCAUGCUCGAGAAGUUCCCUCAAGAAUUCAAGCCAGCGACUUGGUGGCCCGAAACAAAACCCGAGUUCACUAAUUCCAGAACCGAUGCUAACGGGUGGAACUCGGAGCUAGAGAUGGAGAUGAAAGAGGUGGUUGAGGUUAUUAAGAGUAGAGAUGCAGAGGAGUACGAGAAAUUAGGUAACGUGGCCUUGAAGUUAAACAGGGUUUUGGCAAUCUCUGGACCGGUGUUAACCGGAAUCGCUGCUGUAAGUUCCGGUUUUAUAGGGCACGGUUCAGGUUUAGCUGGAGUAGUAGCAACAACGUGUGCUUCAUUGGCUGCCGUAGUGAACACGUUAGAGCACGGAGGUCAAGUAGGGAUGGUGUUUGAGAUGUAUAGAAACUCCGCCGGAUUCUUCUCUCUUUUGGAAGAUACGAUCAAAACAGAGAGAAGAGAGAAUGGGCAAGUUUUUGAGACAAAAGUAGCGUUGAAACUCGGGAGAAGCUUGUCUGAAUUGAGAGAUCUCGCCAGAAGAUCUAGCUUGUCUAGGUUACAAGGAUCAGCCAUAGAUGAAUGCGCAAGCAAGCUCUUUUAAUUAGUCUACAGACAAAUUGAUAUUCAUUGAUUCGUUUUGUGUAUAGAGAAACUGAUAGAUGAUUUUUUGAAUUUCUGUACAAACCUGAAUUGCACAUUAGUUUUGGUUACUUAUCUUUUAAUAUAUACACUUUUACUCUCCCUGUAAUAACCUAGUGCAAAUCAU
This is a messenger RNA of Arabidopsis arenosa, 2763 nucleotides long. The record is from the annotation of a GenBank genome assembly. NCBI's taxonomy places the organism in Eukaryota, Viridiplantae, Streptophyta, Magnoliopsida, Brassicales, Brassicaceae.